Messenger RNA from Symsagittifera roscoffensis, 831 nucleotides. RefSeq lists its product as uncharacterized. NCBI's taxonomy places the organism in Eukaryota, Metazoa, Xenacoelomorpha, Acoela, Convolutidae. The transcript has a single exon. The record is from RefSeq and is a predicted model, not a curated record. The coding region runs from base 1 to 831 and encodes 276 amino acids.
AUGAAACCAGCACCCACUCUUGGAGUCAUUCGACUGGACUACGACUACCCUCCAGCAUGUGGAGACAUCGACUGUCCGGAUACCUACGGGUACGAUGUCUAUUACAAAGUAGUCCCCGGACUCACUUUCGAAAUGGCCCAGUCUGGUAAACUGACUCCCGAAGUCAAACAAAGAUUCAUCGAAUCUGUCACUUGGCUUAUCGAGGAGAAAAAAGUGAGUGUCAUAACCGGAGAUUGUGGAUUCAUGGUGUACUUCCAAGAACUGGCACUGAGCAUUGACAAGGAGAAGCCAGUCUGCAUGGUAAUGAGCUCACUGCUCCAGCUUAAAUCCAUCCAAGCUACCCUUUCACCUGACGACGAGAUCAUUGUCAUGACUGCAAAUGGAGUUGCUCUUGGUGGGAUGACUCAAGCUUUCGAGAAGGCCUGCGGGUUCACUUUUGUCGACCCGCGAGUCAAGAUCCUCGGAUGCGAGAACAUCCCAGGAUUCGAAGCAGUCGCUUUGGGUCAGAAGGUCGAUGUCGCCAAGGUGCAACCAGGAAUGGUCGCACUUGUGAACGAAACUCUGAAGAAAAACCCGAAGGUCAAGGCCAUUCUUCUGGAGUGUACCGAGUUGCCGCCAUACGCUAACGCAAUCCGAGAGUGCUCCAAUCUCCCAGUUUGGGAUGUGAUCUCGGCGUGUAACUAUGUCAUCAGUGCGUACCUGAAUGAACCAAGAUACGGAAAGCAGGGUUGGCAGGCUGAUUGGGAUCAAGUCCAGGACGAAUAUGUCUUCGGACAAAAUGUCAAGGCUUCCAACAAAGUGUACCUCGUAAACAAACCAGCAAAGCAGUAA